Penicillium canariense is the source of this 864-nucleotide messenger RNA. RefSeq names its product phosphosulfolactate synthase. NCBI's taxonomy places the organism in Eukaryota, Fungi, Ascomycota, Eurotiomycetes, Eurotiales, Aspergillaceae. The coding region runs from base 1 to 864 and encodes 287 amino acids. The transcript has 5 exons. The record is from RefSeq and is a predicted model, not a curated record.
AUGAUCGGCAUCAGACCUUUCGUUACAACUGCGUCGAAGCAGCUAAUUCACCGUGCCAGGCCCCUAGCCGCCACGGUCGCCGCGUCUAAGCAAACAAGAGAUCUGUCAACGAGCUCACCGGCCCAAGGUCCGAUUCUGUUACAAGACGAGAAUGGGUUCGGUUUCGCGAGAUCAAACCCUCGGCAAGGAAAGCCCAGAAGCAGUGGUGUAACGGAGAUUCGAGGCCCGUAUUACUCGGAGAAGCCACUACGCGAACUGAUUGACCUUGCUCAUGAGCAUGGUGUAUAUGUUUCAACGGGUGGAUGGGCUGAGCACCUGCUUACACAUCCCGAUCCGAAUACCGUGUUUGACCGGUAUCUGACGAAGUGCAAGGACUUGGGAUUCGACGUCAUCGAGCUAUCCUCAGGCUUCCUGUCUUUCCCAGAAAACGACUGGCUCCGGCUAAUCGACAAAGUCCACUCAUACAAACUCGAACCAAAACCCGAGCUGGGAAUCCAAUUCGGCGCGGGCGGUGACACCUCUGCCGCCGGACUCGAGGCGAUAGGCACUUCAGACCCGGGAAAACUGGUGAACCUGGGCCGCAAGUUUCUCGAUGCUGGUGUGAAGCGGCUGAUGAUCGAAUCGGAGGGCAUUACAGAGAAUGUCAAUUCAUGUAGUAUCGAGGAUCAUGAAGGAGCUCCCCCUGAGCGCGUCAUGUUUGAGGCGGCUGACCCCAAGGUGUUUGAUUGGUAUAUCCGCGAAUUUGGCAUCGAUGUCAAUUUGUUCGUAGAUCAUAGCCAAAUCGUGCAGUUGACGUGUCUGCGGUCUGGUAUCUGGGGCACUGCUGAUACAUGGGGAAAAAUCGUGACAUUCCGGCCGGAGUAA